Messenger RNA from Closterium sp. Naga37s-1, 1887 nucleotides. The record is from the annotation of a GenBank genome assembly. NCBI's taxonomy places the organism in Eukaryota, Viridiplantae, Streptophyta, Zygnematophyceae, Desmidiales, Closteriaceae.
AUGGCGGCACAGCAAGAGUCGCGAAUUCGGGACGAAGCAUUCCCCGUGGCGGUGCUAGACGACCGACGCUUCCGCAACCUGCUGCCCGACGCGGACGAGGCGGAAGGGCGGGCAGAUGGGGGAGAGCGGCGAGGAAGAGGAGAAGGGGGCGGGACAGGUGGAACUCUCGGGUCCGGGGAAGAGACCGGCGUAGAAGGCGGGGAAUUAGGCAGUGAAAUAGGCGCACGCGACGCGACACGUGUCGAGAGGCGAUUGGCGCUUCCUUUGGAGGAGGCGUUUCUUGGGGCCGGCCUUGCGCUCAAAGAUGAGGUGGUCCAUGCCACGUGGCAGCACCGCAGGCCUCCACGUGGCAGCAAGACAGACCCCUUCCUGUACACGGGCCUGCUGGGAACCGCCUUCGUGUGCCUGCGUGCCUUCCACGUCACUCGCAGCAGUGCUGACCUGGACCUCGCUGCUGACAUCACUCGAGCUGCAGCUGAGCUGGCAGAGCGUCAGCACCGCGUCUAUUAUUCUUUCUUUUGCGGGCAGCCCGGAAUAUUUGCCCUGGGGGCGGUCGUAGCCCACCUGCAGCGCCGCCAGCACGACAGUGAGAAGUUUCUGCGAAGGUUCCUCGACCUCGUCACUGAGGCACUUCCUGCGCUCUCCCAGCGCCCCUCCUCGACCAAUGACAUCGCACCAGCUGGCAUUCCCUACGAGCUGCUGUAUGGGCGGGCGGGCUUGCUAUGGGCGGCACUGUUUAUUCGGCAGCAUCUGGGGCGGGCUGCUGUUCCUGAUUCUGUUUGCCGCCCAAUCAUCGAAGCAAUCAUUGCUGGCGGGCAGUUCUUUGCACACUCGUGGUAUCCACCCUCCCAGGCCGUACCUCCCUCCUCCCAUACCCAGUCCCACACUCACACUCACACUCACGAUCAUUCUCAUACUCACCCUCACACUCACACUCACUCUCACUCUCACUCCGUAUCCUCACCGCAUUCUUUCCCCCACAAACAACGCAAGGACAGCACGAGUGGCACACCGGCAGCCUCCUCCUCCCCUCCUCCACCCUCCCCCCCUCCCCCAUCCUCCUCCUCCUCCCCACCACCACCACCCUCCGCCCCUCUCGCCCCCCCUCUCAUGUUCGCAUGGCACGGGAAGCGCUACUGGGGAGCAGCACAUGGGCUGGCGGGAAUCGCCCACACGCUGCUGCUGGGGGCGGGGCACAUGGGGCAGGUGGGGCAGGUGGGACGAGUGGGCGAGGUAGCAGCAGCAGAAGCGGAGGAGGGGGCAGGGGAAGAGGGCAGGGAGGCAGCGGAAGAAGGGGGAGGGGAGGCAGUGGCAGUGUUGGAGUGGAUGGUGGGUGGCAGGCUGCCGAGCGGUAACUACCCCUCCAGUGACGAGAAACGCCUCGCUGCUGCUGGGGUAGGUGCAGGCAGGGCGGCAGCAGGUGGGGCGGACAGGCUGGUGCAGUGGUGUCACGGGGCUCCUGGUGUGGCCAUGGCGCUCGCCCACGCUGCUACGUCACACCCGAGCAGGCAGCACCUGCUGGCAGCAGCGGUGGCGGCGGGCGAGGUGGCAUGGCAGCGGGGCCUGCUGCGCAAGAUGGGUCUGUGCCACGGCAUUGCUGGUAACGCCUAUGCCUUCCUCUCCCUCCACCGUGCUGCCUCCGCUCUCCACGCCACCAGCCUGCAGGAAACCACCACUUCUGCCCUGCCCCCUCCCAGCACCCACCUGCACAGAGCACACGCCUUUGCUGCCUUCCUCCUGGCCCACCGCCAGCGCCUCGCACAUGCCGCCCUGCUGCACUGCGGUGACCGCCCCUUCUCGCUCAUGGAGGGCCUGGGCGGCGUUGCUUGUCUCUUCCUGCACCUGGUUCGGCCUGAAGACGCACGAUUCCCAGGGUUUGAGCUGUGA